Spodoptera littoralis (African cotton leafworm) is the source of this 1056-nucleotide messenger RNA. The record is from the annotation of a GenBank genome assembly. NCBI's taxonomy places the organism in Eukaryota, Metazoa, Arthropoda, Insecta, Lepidoptera, Noctuidae.
AUGACAUCUACACUGGACGAGGCACGUUUUGAAGUACAAAAUGAGAUUAAAACCACUGAAACUAAAGUACCAAAGAAAAAAAAUACAACCGUUGUUAAGAUUCAUGAGAUACUUAAACUUGAUGAAGUUGAAAAAGAAAUUGUACCAACUGUUGAUGCUGUAGAUAAUACUAAAGUAAAUAAUAUAGAAAACGAUAGUGAAAUUUUAGAUAUAAUGGAUCUAACAGAAUUAAAUUACAGUCGUAUACCGAAACAUGAUAAACAUAGUGUUAAUAAAAACGUAGGCCAUAGUGAAGCCAAACAAAUGAGCUGGAUGCGAGAAUAUUGGGUGCAGGCUAAUAUACAUGCUCACGCACAACCGCUGCCUCCUGGUACAACACCAUUUACAUAUGCGCCUGACAGAAACAGUUUCGUCCAAUUAGUGUUUUUUUUAGUGCUUAUCAUGCUGAUUGUCACAAGCAGUUUCGUAUAUAUGGUUUAUGCUAGUGAAUUAAAAGAAACUUUUCUGAGGUCUGGGUUUCUUUUUGGUAUUAUUGGAAUGGUUGGAAUAAUGGCUUUAAGUUAUGCAAUGGCAUGCAUUCCUAUAACUAGAGUUCCCCCUUGCAACUUUAUAUGCUUGAUGUUGGCGGUCUUUUUCAUGAGUUUGAUCGUAGCAUGGAUAACAGCACGUUAUGAAACUCCGUUAAUAUUUGUUGCGCUAAUGUCCACAACUGUUGUUGUACUAGUUUGUUUGGCUUUGGCUUGCAGUAGUUUCGACUUCACACAAUUUAUGCUAUAUCUUGUGGCUGUAUCAGUUGCAUUUAUGGCUGUGGUAAUGAUCAUAAUGAUCACUCAGAUGGCAAUGGGCUUCGUAUAUAAACCUCUUCAUAUAUUUAUUCUUGUCAUCGGGACCAUCAUACAAGUCGUUUUUCUCAUAAUGGAACUUCAGAUGAUACUUGGUGGCAAAACGGUAGAAUUGUCUGAAGACGAUUAUGCAUACGGCGCAUUCAUGUUAUACACUUCGAUAGUAAACUUAUUUCUAAACAUUUUACAGUUACUUGGUUUUCUAGACGAUUAA